This is a messenger RNA of Lasiosphaeria miniovina, 2070 nucleotides long. RefSeq lists its product as uncharacterized. Gene Ontology annotation, cellular component: cytosol; peroxisomal membrane. The record is from RefSeq and is a predicted model, not a curated record. Gene Ontology annotation, molecular function: protein binding. Gene Ontology annotation, biological process: protein import into peroxisome matrix, docking. The coding region runs from base 1 to 2070 and encodes 689 amino acids. The transcript has a single exon. Lineage: Eukaryota; Fungi; Ascomycota; Sordariomycetes; Sordariales; Lasiosphaeriaceae.
AUGUCGCUCCUAGGCGGUGCCGAGUGCUCGACGGCGGGCAACCCGCUCAGCCAGUUCACAAAACAUGUCCAAGACGACAAGAGUCUCCAACAUGACCGCCUUGCUGGCCGCGGCUCCAGUGGCUCGCUCGGCGGCUUCAGGAGCACGAGUCGCGGUACGCCCCAGGACGAGAUGAUGAACGGCUUCUUGCAACAGACCCCCCACCUCCCCGAGAUGGCCCUCGAGCACCAGCAAGCUCAGCUCGACCUCAACCACGCCGCCCAUCUCCGCGCCCAGUCCGCCUCUCCCACUUGGGCGGCCCCCGGCUUCCGUCACAGCCCCCAGGCCGCCAUGGAGGCCGCCUUCAACGCCCCGGCUGGCACCCAGUUCAGUCCCGACGAGUUCGCCAAGUUCCAGCAAAUGAACGGUGGCCCCGCCUCCUCCGUCCACACCAACCACCUACCCGGUGCUAGCGGCAUUAUGGCGCAACCACAGCGGCCAGUGAUGGGUAUGGGCAUGGGCAUGGGCAUGGGCAUAGGAAUGGGCAUGGGCAUGGGUAUGGGCUAUAGUGGCGGGCUCAUGUCGCGGCCCAUGUACCAGCCCAUGGGAGGCAUGUACGGCGUACAGUCACAUCUCCAGCAGCCGCAACAACAGCAAGAACCUGAAGGCAAAGGGAAAGGCAAGGUUGUGGAGCUGGAUGACAGCAAGUGGGAGGAGCAGUUUUCGCAGAUGGAGCUCCACGACAAGCAGCUACAGGGCUCGGACGAGGCAGUGGACGAAGCACGGGCCAUGGAGCCGGAGCUGAACAAGAUGGACGAGGAUAUGCUGCACUCGGAGACGGGCUAUGGCGAUCUCGAGUCCAUCUGGCGUGGCAUACAAGGCGAGGAGGAGGCCAUGAAAAAUCUAGACGACGUUGAGGAUCACUUUGCCAAGUUUGACAGCAGCAACUGGGGCGGCGAGGGCCUGGGCGACUGGAGCCUGAACGGUCGCUUAGGCGCCGACCCCGUCAUCCAAGACUAUCUCUUCGAGGAGGAGAACCCAUACGAAGCGGCUGCAGAGAACACAAACCCAUUCGAGGAGGGAGUGCGCAUCAUGACCGAGGGGGGCAACCUCUCGCUCGCAGCGCUGGCGUUUGAGGCAGCCGUGCAGCGGAAUCCAGACCACGUGGAUGCUUGGGUGUAUUUAGGCGGCGCGCAGGCGCAGAACGAGAAGGAGGAGGCGGCGAUCCGGGCACUUGAGCACGCAAUGAAGCUGGACCCCAAUAACCUGGCAGCCCUGAUGGGGCUUGCCGUGUCCUACACCAACGAAGGCUACGACAGCACUGCCUUCCGCACGCUGGAGCGGUGGCUUUCAGUCAAGUACCCGCAGAUCAUCGCCCCGCAGGACCUGUCGUCGGCGGCCGACAUGGGAUUCACAGACCGUGAGCAGCUGCACAAGCGCGUCACCAACCUGUUCCUAGACGCAGCGCGCCUAGCCCCGGACGGCGCCCACAUGGACCCUGACGUGCAGGUUGGGCUGGGCGUGCUCUUUUACGGCGCCGAGGAGUACGACAAGGCUGUCGACUGCUUCCAGGCGGCGUUGCAAAGCUCGGAGCUCGGUACUAGUAAUCAGAGGUCCCAGAUCCACCUGCUGUGGAACAGGCUCGGUGCCACCCUCGCCAACAGCGGCCGCUCCGAGGAGGCCAUUGCCGCGUAUGAGAAGGCACUCUCCAUCCACCCCAACUUUGUGCGCGCCCGCUACAACCUCGGGGUGUCAUGCAUUAAUAUUGGAUGCCACGCCGAAGCCGCCGGCCACCUGCUUGCCGCUCUCGACAUGCAUAAGAGCGUCGAGAAGAGCGGGCGCGACAAGGCUCGCGAGCUGUUGAUGAGCGGCGGAUCGGGCCCAUCCGGGGCUGGGGGCAGCGGCGGUAGCAGUAGCCAUGACACCGCGCUCAAUGACUCGCGCAUCGAGGCCAUGACGAUGCAGAACCGCAGCACCACGCUCUACGACACGCUGCGCCGCGUCUUCACCCAGAUGAACCGCCGCGAUCUCGCCGAGAAGGUGGUUGUCGGCGUUGAUCCAGAUAUCUUUCGCGGCGAGUUUGACUUUUGA